Messenger RNA from Bicyclus anynana (squinting bush brown), 2019 nucleotides. RefSeq names its product E3 ubiquitin-protein ligase MARCHF8-like. The coding region runs from base 1 to 1248 and encodes 415 amino acids. The transcript has 5 exons. Gene Ontology annotation, molecular function: zinc ion binding; ubiquitin-protein transferase activity. The record is from RefSeq and is a predicted model, not a curated record. Gene Ontology annotation, biological process: protein ubiquitination. Lineage: Eukaryota; Metazoa; Arthropoda; Insecta; Lepidoptera; Nymphalidae.
AUGGAUGAUAAAAAAAAAUUGGAAGAAACUGUAGAAAAAGAGUCGCCGGAAGACAAUAUUACUGGAAAGAAACUUAUCAACAAUGCAACCGUACAAACUCAAAAUGAUGCUGGUCCUUCAAGAGUAAUAAACUUGCCCGGGGAAAUCCCACGCAGCCCUAAGAAUAACCUAAGAACAGGAAUAUCGAAGUCUGAGCACAGUUUCAGGCGAAUAAUAACAAGGGAAGAUGUCGCUGAUGCUCUGAAACUUACAUCUUUAAGCAUUUGUAAAGCGAAUCAUCCCAAAAACAUUAAAAUGGAAGACCUUAAAAUACCGAUAUUAGAGAAAUUCGAAAAUAAAACUGACGAUUCUAUUACAUACAAUGAACUAAAAAAGUACAUGGCUUCUUGUUUCAAACUAAAUAAAACGAGACCUAACAGAAUAAAUGAAACCUCUAGUGUGAGUGUCCAUGCUGCUAUUAGUACAAUAGCUAACGAUUUGGUGCAAAACAUUCCAAAUGCAAGUCUCAUAAAUAGUAAAGGUACUGUAAAUGAGGUUGUUGUCACAAAAAAUGGUACUAAGCAAUCAAAGAUACCGGAAGAGAGUAAGAAAAAGAAAACUUCGGGUGAUGCGUCGGAAAUAUCAGAAUUGGAAGUUAAAAGACGCGAUUCGUUAUCAAGCAUCGGCUCCAAUGUUUGCCGAAUUUGUAUGACUAGAGGAAAAGAAAGAUUAAUAUCGCCUUGCAAUUGCAAAGGGUCGCUGGCAAACGUCCACCUCUCGUGUUUGCAGAGGUGGCUUAAUCAAGUGGGCAGAAACCACUGCGAGCUGUGCGGCUUCAGUUACCCGGCGAUCCGCACGCCUCGCUACACCGUGCUACAGGCUCUGCGUAUGUGGUUCUGCAAUCCACGGAACAGGAGUCAUCUACAGUCCGAUUGCUUGAUUUUUUGGCUGCUGUCCACGGUAACCGCCGGCCUCCUGGCGGUAUGCAUCGUUGGCACACAAUACUUUGUGAUUGAGGGUAACAAUUUUGGUAAGCUCGAUGCGACUAGAAAAAGUGGAGGUCUAUCGCAUCGUAUUACAGAGACGGCGAUGGACUUUUUUAUGGCCAUAGUGUUGUGCGGCUAUUCCGUGACGGUGUAUUUCCUGUGGAAGGACCAUUACGUCAUGUGGAACCGAUGGCGGCGCGCCAACGUCAACGUCCAGCUGUUGCUCACCCCGGACGCGAACCCUGUACCUUUCGUGCCGAGACCUAGAUAUAACGUCGUUUGAAUACAUCUAGUAUUGUUUAAUGUCUUUUUAUUAUUUUCGUAGCAUUUUUAUUUGUACUUGUAGUCGUCAAGUAGGCGUAACAUGCCGCCCACGAAGUAUUCGUGACGACAAAUCGACCAAUUGUCUCUCUCUUUCGUCCCAACGCAACAAAACGAGUGGCGGUAUAUUACGAGUAAUAUAGUCGGAUAAAAUUACGAGUAACGGUUCGGCGCUAUUGGUCGACUUGUCGUCACCUUAUGUCGUAGAUCGCAUGUAAUGCCUACACUGGUGCUAACAUGCGACCAAGUGAAGAGAAAUUGACAAAAUGUCGUACAAGGCGACGGAGUUGUCCCAGUUCCAUCCAUUUCGUCCCAAUACAAUGAAAGAGAUAGCGGUAAUUCCGGUUGCACCGCCAUUGGUUCAAAUUUGUCUAUUUCUCUUCACGAGAUUAUCUCAUUGGUCGCACGUUAGCACUACAGGUUGAGAUAAUGACUUAUUUCACGAAAAGGUAAAAAUACAUAACGAGAGAAAACUACAGUAUUGACUACUUCUGAUCACGACAACCUGCGGUUCUGCGUUCGAUUCCAGGAUCGGUUUAUGAAAUAUCAAGCAUUUUCUUAUUGUUCGAAAAAAUUCUCAGUAAAGAUUCUAAGCCCAAAGUUUGGAAAAUGACUUGCUGCUGCUAUGCUAAUCCCUUGUACCUCAGAGUAUUGGAGACCACGUUAACACUUUCAUUCUGAUAAUGAUCGUUAUAAAAUCAAACAAUAUCACCAAUCAAAUAAGGUGAAAAUA